UUCAAUAUCGUAUGAUUUUUUUGAGUUUUAAUGGAUAAUGGAUGAAUUAGUGUAUUUACAUUUACUGGAACAAGAACAUUUAGAAAACGAAGAGCAAGACGAUAAUAAUAAUGUAAAUAAUCUUAGAGAUCCAUUCGUAGAAUUAAGUGACGGACAAUUUAGAAAUAUGUUUAGGUUGUCAAAAGACCUCGUUCGCUACUUUAUAGAAUCUAUUGAGCCUUAUAUGAGGCCUAAGUUACGUGCAACAGAUUUAAGUGUAACUAACAGAGUUUUGGUUGCCUUACGGUUCUUCGCAAGUGGUAGUUACCAAUUAGAUAUAGGCAGCAAUACGUUUCUUCGAAUUUCACAACCGUCUGUGAGUAGAUGCAUAAGAGAGGUUAUUACAGCAGUAAAUGGGCCUAAUAUUUUUAAUGAAUGGGUAAAAUUCCCCAAUAACUUUAAUGAACUCGAUACGUUACGUGUAAGGUUCUACGAGAAAUAUAAUAUACCGGGGGUUAUAGGGUGUGUGGAUUGUACUCACAUAGCGAUAUAUCCCCCUAGUCAUAAUGACAAUGAACAUCCUGAACAUAUAUAUAUGUAA
This is a messenger RNA of Anoplophora glabripennis (Asian longhorned beetle), 580 nucleotides long. RefSeq names its product putative nuclease HARBI1. The transcript is spliced from 3 exons. Lineage: Eukaryota; Metazoa; Arthropoda; Insecta; Coleoptera; Cerambycidae. The record is from RefSeq and is a predicted model, not a curated record. Bases 38 to 580 code for a protein of 180 amino acids.